AUGGGUAUUCCAAAGUUUUUCCGUUGGAUGAGCGAGCGAUAUCCGCUCUGUAGUCAGCUAAUUACGGAAAGUAGAAUUCCAGAAUUCGACAAUUUAUACCUCGAUAUGAACGGUAUCAUUCAUCAAUGCUCUCACCCAAAUGACGUGGAUGCACAUUAUCGAGUGGCACCGCGGGCCAAGAUGAAUCAGCAACGCUCCCGACGGUUUAGAACCGCUAAAGAAGCUGCAGAUGCCAUUGAAAAGGCUAAAGCAAAAGGGGAGGAGUUACCUAAGGAGCCACCGUUUGAUAGUAAUUGUAUUACGCCAGGCACGCUGUUUAUGAAAAAAUUGUCAAUUCAACUCGAAUACUUUGUACAUAAGAAAGUUUCAGAGGAUGCGAAUUGGCGUGACGUGGAAGUGAUAUUAUCAGGGCACGAAGUUCCCGGUGAGGGAGAGCACAAAAUCAUGGAAUACAUUCGAACGGCAAAGGCACAGCCCGAUUACAACCCGAACGUAAGGCACUGCUUGUAUGGGUUGGAUGCGGAUUUGAUUAUGCUUGGGCUAUUAAGCCAUGAUCCACACUUUGCCCUCCUUAGAGAGGAGGUCACUUUUGGUCCAAGAAAGAGAAAGAAAGGAGGAGUAGAAUCACAAAGCUUUUAUUUAAUGCACAUUUCUCUUCUGCGCGAGUACUUGGAUCUCGAGUUUUCAGCCUUACGAGACCUUCUUCCGUUUGAUUAUGAUUUCGAGAGAAUAAUCGACGACUUUGUCUUACUCGCGCUAUUCAUUGGAAAUGAUUUUGUACCACAUUUACCUAAAUUGCACAUUGCAGAAGGGGCAUUGGGUCUAAUGUUUAAAGUAUAUAAACGAAUUCUACCGGAAGCAGGCGGGUACAUUAAUGACGGCGGCACUUUAAAUAUGGAGAGAUUAGAACUUCUUUUUAAAGAAUUAUCGCAAUUCGAGCGAGAAGUUUUUGAGAAUGACCGCGAUGAUGCUAAGUGGUUCAAGGGAAAACGAAAACCUGUUCUAAGUGAAGCGGAUGUAGAGACAACAAAAAAAGACAACGGAUUUGAAAUGACACCGAAGCAGCGCGAAAUAUAUGAGCAAAUAAAAAAUUUUGUAACCUCCAAAGACCAAGAUGCUCUUCACUUCCCCCCCGAUUAUCCGGCAAGAGACAGAAAGUUUAUCCAAGAUCUAGCCGCUGAUUUGGGUAUUCGUCACGCCAUUGAAUACCACGAAGUGAAUAACGAAAAACAUGUAUACGUCGAAUUUAAUUCGGAUAGUGAAGACGAAGAUGACUCGCGGGAGGAAGUAUGGAAGAAAUAUGAAGAAGCAGAUAUUGUAGACGAGUCACAAAUAAAUAUCGAAGAAAUUGAGAAGCAGAAAUAUGAAGAGAGGUUUGACAAAUGGAAGAGGGACUAUUAUCUUACGAAGAUGGACCUGGAUUAUGAUGACAGUGAACAAAUGUACCAACUUGUUCGCUCGUAUAUAGAAGGAUUGCAGUGGGUACUUCACUACUAUUAUACUGGUGUUGCCUCGUGGGGAUGGUUUUUCCAUCUUCAGGAUCUGGACAGAUUCAAAGAUUUGAAGUUUGAUCUUGGUACACCAUUUAGACCAUUUGAGCAGCUAAUGGGAGUCCUACCCGAAGGCAGUAAAACGUUAUUACCGACAAUUAUCCAGGAUUUGAUGGUCAAUCCAAAUUCACCAAUUAUAGACUUUUAUCCGAAAGACUUUGAUACAGACAUGAACGGAAAGAAAGCGGAUUGGGAAGCUGUUGUUAAAAUUCCGUUCAUAGAUGAAAAGCGAUUAAUUAAAGCUUUGAAAGAGAAAGAACACUUACUGACCGACGAAGAAAAGGAAAGAAACAGUUUCAAGGAAAGUCUGAGAUUCGUCUUUGAUGAAAACGUGUCAGGGAAGUAUCCUUCGCCAACGCCAGGUCGAUUCCCAGAAAUAAAUAUUCGAUGUCGAGUCGAGACAUAUAACCUGCCUGUUGUCAAGAGCGUUGAAUUUGUUAAAGGACUUUGUAACGGAGUACAGCUUGGAGCUAAAGCCAUGGCCGGAUUUCCAUCUUUGGAGACUAUCCCUCAUAGUGGUGAAAUUAAGAAACACGGUGUUAAUGUCUUCAAUUCCGAGAGCAGAAACGAGACGAUUGUUAUCACUCUAUACAAUGUGUAUGAAAAUGUAGAAACUAAAGCAAUUGCCCAAGAAAAGGUUGGCAAGAGGAUAUUUGUUGGCUGGCCAUUUUUGCAAGAAGGUCUCGUGAAUGCUAUAUCAGAUUCAAAUUUCCGAUACGAGUUGUCUACUCAAGCAGACGGAACAACCGAAAUCAUUGAGAAAAAACAUAGACCAGAUGUUGCUGACCACUGGAAAAGGAGAGGGGCCAAGCUGGAACACGAAUAUAGCAAAAGAAGAGGGACUAUUAUUGGAAGUGUUAACGUAUUGGUUCAUGUGAGAAUGCUGAAAGGUCUGAAGCACAAGGAUGAUGGAUCUCUAGUUAAAGAAUAUUUGCCUCCAGAGCAAGAGACAGAGUACGCUAUGCAGACAGUGGUUGAGAAUGUCGAAUGCGAGGAUGCGAGGUACGCCGAACAGCCGGCUCUACUUAUCUCAGAAGAAUUUCCGCGGUUUACAGAAGUAUUCUUUUUGGGGAAUGUCAACUACGGAUGCCCUGCUUGUGUGGUAGGACACUCGAAGAAAUCGCUUGCGGUCCAAUUGGCUGCCACAGUUCGUUCUGGAGAUGAUCUUUUAUUUGGCUUGGAAGUAGCUAAUCAGUUUCGCCAACGAAUUCGAUAUCAUCAUUCGUACAACGUGGCGAAAAAAGUUGGCAUAGUUGGACUGGCACUGAGCAAGCUAACAUCAAGCUUGCAUGUGAUCGGUGAACAGCAUCAUCGUGUCAAUCUGGGUCUGAACUUGAAGUUUGAGGCGAAGAAGCAGAAGGUUCUGGGUUAUACACAGAAGGCAGCAGAGGGUGGAUGGGACUAUAGUGAUAAAGCAAUUGAAUUGGUAGCAGAAUACAAGAGAAAGUUUCCAGAAUUUAUUGCAGCCCUAGAAAGUAAACAAAAAGAUGAUAUUUAUCGUGCGGAAGAUUUCUAUCCUCGAGAGAUUGCAUCAGCGAAGAUACAGGAAAUUAAGUCAUGGUUGAACACAGUUGAAGUCAGCGACCUCGAAAGGGUAUCGCUUGAGGCGGAGCAGUUGGAUAAGGAGGCAAUAGCAGAGAUUGAAAAGCGUGCAGAACAGUUUGUAUGCCACGAAAAUGAUUUCAAGAAAGUUGUAGUCAAGAAUAUUCCACGACAGGCUUUGCUCAAACCAUCACAAGCCGCCAAUCGCCUGCAGGAUCAAGUAUUCCGUCUGGGUGAUCGAGUUGUGCAUGUGCAAGAUUCGGGAAGUGCACCUAUUGCAGCUAAGGGUAUUGUCAUUGGGAUUGAUUCUAAUAACAUCGAUGUUGUAUUUGAUGUUUCUUUCAUAAGCGGAACUACGCUAGGCGACAGAUGUUCGCCGUAUCGUGGUAUGACGGUGCUCAACUCUUCUUUGUUAAAUCUUUCAUAUCGUCAAUAUGGACCCAAGUAUGGACGACAAGCUGAUCAUCGGAAUCACGCAGGAGCAAAAUAUUCUGAUGUUGGAAGAGCUCAAUCCAAUAUGAACCAUUCGCGCGGCAAUAAUGCUAUACAUGGUCGUGGCAACAAUCAAGUAGCUACAGCCUCUCGUGCACGCGGAGCUGCAGCCGGUAGCAUGAACGGACGUGGAUCCGUCAACGGGCAUGCACAUUCAAAGUCUUCUGCCGACGGUGGAUUUGGUCGGUCCCGGCCAUAUGGUCAGCAAGGUAAUUUCAGAUAUGGGAAUGGACACGCUGGGCAUUUCCAUGAUCAAUUUGGCCAUCGCGGUGGAUAUGGGGGUUCACGUAGUAAUGUUCCAGGAUUUGUUCCGGGUGGGCGUGGUGCUUCUGGACACAACCAGAGGGGGAAUGGUCGAGGUGGAGCGUUCCCUAAUACUGCGUCACAUCGUGGUGGAAGGGGACGAAGUUGA
Molecule: messenger RNA, 3996 nt
Organism: Paraglomus brasilianum
Lineage: Eukaryota; Fungi; Glomeromycota; Glomeromycetes; Paraglomerales; Paraglomeraceae
Source: the annotation of a GenBank genome assembly